Molecule: messenger RNA, 1673 nt
Organism: Paramacrobiotus metropolitanus
Lineage: Eukaryota; Metazoa; Tardigrada; Eutardigrada; Parachela; Macrobiotidae
Exons: 6
Coding region: 268-1500 (410 amino acids)
Molecular function (GO): RNA binding
Source: RefSeq, a predicted model, not a curated record
GAAUUUCUGGGACACAUCUUUCUGCCUUUUGGAGUUUUCGUCGCUUUUCGACCGUUUCUUAUGAUCUCAUCCCAGUUUCCCCCAAAAUCUGACGUUUUUCGGGAACGGACCGUAUGGAGGCUGAGCCAAAGCACUUGUUGUUCAGCUUGUCUGUGCCAGAUUUUGUGCUGAACUUGGAGGAUUUGCAGCUGGGCUUGCUCGUCGUCUUCCGACUCGUGUCUAAUUACCGCUGUCAGCAGCUAUCAGGGGAUCGUAGAAGGCAGCAGAAUGAGCGGCAGUAUCAACGGGAACGGGCGCGAGACGGCGGGCAAUGGGAUUCAGCGCGAAGUGCAGGAGACCUGCAGCAAACUCGACAAGCUCGUCGCGGAGAAAAGCACGGGCAGCGAGGAAGUGGUGGAGCUGCUGAAAGCGCUGGAGAAGCUGCCCAUCGAUCUCGACAUCGUACAGCAGCGCAAGCCGCGCGUGGAGGUGCCGCUGGACAGCCGCACCCAUGCCCGCGUCAUGGACGACAACGGCCGCACUCUGACGGACCUGGAUAACCGCUUCCAGGUGAAGAUCAACUUCCCGGUCCGCGACGACGAGAAGGCCAGCGGGGUGACGGUGGCGGGCGAGACGGUGAACGACUGCGAGGCGGAGAUGAUGCGCAUGGAGGGCAUCGGCGAGAAUGGACAGGAUGCGUCGUUCCAGUUGGGCGACGUGGUGGAAAACGAGACGUCCCGCGCCUACCACGCUCCGGCCCCCGCCGCCCAGCGCCAGGUCGAGUGCGAGAACGGCUCAGCGACGGUCGGCGAGUUCAUGGUAAAAAGCGCACCGUGCGAGCAGAUUGUGGAGGAGUUCUCCACGCUGAACCGGCAGACGAGCAGCUACAACUGCAUCCCCGCCGCCAUCCCCAACAGCAAGCAACCUGCGCCAACCGAGGAGACCAGCGGCAAAGCCCCAGCGGAGGUUGGCCCCGGCAGCCCCGAAGAGUGUGAGACGGCCAAACAGGUGCUCCUGCUGGGCGAACGAGGAAAAGGAGAUGCGGGAGUUUCGCGCAAGAAGACGGAGACGCGCGGCGUGAAGAAGAUCGAUGACGCCGAGGUAUCCUCCGUUCAGCCCGUUCAACCGGGCAAGGGAACGGUGGCUCCGGUCAGUCAGCGCGGGGGCGAAGUGCUGACGCUGGACGAUUUUGAAUAUCUCCGGGACUUCACAAAAGUCGGGGGGAAACACUUCUGGCGUUGUCGCCGGACGACUGAUUGUAUGGUCAAGCUGGAUAUGGGCGGCACGGUGCCCAUCCUCGACCGGAAGCACACCCACGAUCGGUUGGAGCAGAACGCGCAGGCACCGGAGCACAGUGAGCCAGCGGCGCACAGCGAAGAGUCCCCCACGCCCGCAACUGUCGUGGAAACGGAGGAGGAGGACGCCCAGCAGACGCGUGAGAAGCCAGGGAAGACGGCAAAUGCACCCCGGGAACGAGACCAGAGAGGGCGAUUCACGAAGAAGAAGCCCGAAGGCAAAUAACUGGAUGCCGUCGAAGCCUGUUUCUCGCUUGACUUGCUUGUGUUAUUGUUUAGUUGGGUUAAACUUUAACUGAAACUGAUUGGUUGUUUAUAACUGUUCGAUUUAACUGAAUCUGUUUGAUUAAAGAGUUUGAUUUGAUUUUCACUGGAUGAAAAGAGGUGAUAAACUGCCAA